Messenger RNA from Sturnus vulgaris (Common starling), 4857 nucleotides. Lineage: Eukaryota; Metazoa; Chordata; Aves; Passeriformes; Sturnidae. The record is from RefSeq and is a predicted model, not a curated record.
CUGCUGCCCCUGCCUGCAGCCCGAACCUGGCAAAAUAUCACCCUUGGUAGAAUUCAGACUUUAUUUUUCAGGAAGAUUUGCUGGCAAACACCAGGUCAAGGAUGGAAUAGCAACGCUUGAGAUUCAGAAAUUCAGCAACCAAACUGCUGCAAACAGUAGCUGAGCAAUAUCAUCUUGCCCACUUUUAUUUUUAUUUUUUUUUUUUUUCAAAAUCGGGAAAAUCCUCCUGGUGAAGCCUUCAGGGGCAGGACUCUGGCAGGGAUGGCUCUGACUUCACCUGCUCCUGCAAAUGAGUCACGGAGUGUUAUAAAAAGCGAGGACCUGCCAAGUCUCAUUUCUUGGAACUGAGUGGAAAUUUCAGCAAGCAGCUGCUCCUUCGUUAGUUUAUCCUUUUCCUCUGCAGGUUUCUUGGAGGGGGCCUGGGAUCAUAGAAAGUUUGUAGCCCACAGGACCUGUUGCUCCGUGUGGAUAACUGCUCGGUGGAAAGAGCUGUUUGGUCCAGACAUGAUUCUGAUCUUCCGAAGGGAUCUCGGUGAAGCCUAGAAGGAGUCUCGGGAAGGUAAUUAAAGCAGGUGUGUAAAUCUUUCUGGAUUGGCAAUUGAAUCCUAUAAAAAAAUCAGGAACAGAACCUCAAAAAUCAGACUAGCUCUCCUAUACACCCCCCCCCUCCCGAAUCGAGGUUAUUUUCAUAUAACAAAAGAUUUAUGCUUUCUAGCUUUUCUCUGGAGUCACAUAAAGCAAAAACUUAUUUGAAAGAGAAAUCAGUGCAAACAGAUUCUGGUGGAACAGCCCUGUUUUAGGAGGGGAAUUUAGUGGCUCAUAAUAGCAAUCCCGGCAGGGCUAACAGUGCAGGUGAGGACUUUGGCUACCUGCAAUCGUGCCGACAGGGACAUUCCCCUGCCCGAGCCAAAGCCACGUGUGACAUGUCAGAGCGGGGAGGAACGCGCUGCCAGAUGGAAACAACAUAAACAGCUGGGAGAUCUCAUCCGCGAUUUCAGGCAAAGACGGGAGACUUUUGUUCUGCUAGAUCAGUCUUUCCAAAGUGAUUUGUCCUGUUGGGCAGCUGCCUUCUGAGUUCCUCUGGAGAGAUGCCAGCCAGCUGAACUGAGCAGGAGCAGGGACAGCAUCAACCCAGGCUGAAGGUUUUUAAGCCCAGCCCUGUGACAUUUGCACAAGUGAUCACUGGUGUUUUCUCGCAGUGAGAAUGAAUGGACACAUAUCAAACACCCCUCCUGCUGGAUAUGGAAGUUACUUCCCUCAAAUGAAUGGCUAUGGCUCCCCAACGUUUGCUCAGGCAGAGAGGGAGCAGAAUUCAAGAACAAGUGCAAAAGCUCUCUAUGAACAAAGGAAGAAUUAUGCACGAGACAGUGUCAGCAGCAUAUCUGAAACGUCACAGUACCAUGUGGAGCACUUGACCACCUUUGUUCUGGACCGAAAAGAGGCAAUGAUUACAGUGGAUGAUGGGAUAAGGAAGCUGAAAUUGUUGGAUGCCAAAGGCAAAGUGUGGACUCAAGACAUGAUUCUUCAAGUGGAUGACAAAGCUGUCAGUUUGGUGGACUUGGAAUCAAAGAAUGAACUGGAGAAUUUUCCUUUAAGCACAAUUCAGCAUUGCCAAGCUGUGAUGAAUGCAUGCAACUACAAUUCAAUUCUUGCAUUAAUAUGUAAAGAACCAACCCAAAACAAGCCUGAUUUGCAUCUUUUCCAGUGUGAUGAAAUUAAGGCUACCCUUAUUCAUGAAGAUAUUGAAAGUGCAAUCAGUGACAGUAAAAGUGGGAAACAAAAGAAGAGGCUUGAAACACUGAGGAUGAUUUCCAAAGCUGACAGUGCCAUCCCUCCACCCCCCCGGGCUCCUGCCCCGGUGCCCCCCGGGACCAUCACUCAGGUGGAUGUGCGGAGCCGAGUGGCAGCGUGGUCAGCCUGGGCAUCCGAGCAGGGCGACUAUGAAAAGCACAGACAAUACCAUGAGCAGGAAGAAACAGCAGAGAUGAUAGCAGCCAGGAUUGACAGAGAUGUUCAAAUUCUGAACCAUAUUUUGGAUGACAUCGAGUAUUUUGUCACCAAACUGCAAAAAGCUGCUGAAGCAUUUGCUGAACUUUCAAAGAGGAAGAAAACUAAAAAAAGUAAAAAGAAAGGACCUGGAGAGGGUGUCCUCACUCUCCGUGCAAAGCCACCACCCCCAGAUGAAUUUGUUGACUGCUUCCAAAAAUUCAAGCACGGCUUCAACCUUCUGGCCAAGUUGAAGUUCCAUAUCCAAAAUCCUAGUGCAGCUGAUCUGGUUCAUUUUCUCUUUACCCCACUACACAUGGUGGUACAGACAACAGGAGGCCCAGAGCUUGCUAGCACAGUGCUCAGCCCCCUGCUGACAAAGGACACCAUAGACUUCCUGAGGUACACUGUCACCAGCGAGGAGGGACAGCUCUGGAUGUCCCUGGGUGAUUCAUGGACCAAAGCCAGAGCUGAAUGGCCAAAAGACCAUUUCAUCCCCCCCUAUGUCCCCCGUUUCCGAAAUGGUUGGGAGCCCCCUCUGCUGAAUUUCAUGGGAGCUCCAAAGGAGCAGGAGCUCAACCAUUUGGCUGAGUCUGUGGCCAACGUGGCAGAGCAGCAGAGGAAGCAGGAGAUGAAGAGACUGUCCAGUGAGCCUCCCGGCGUUCCCGACUACCCCCCGGCGGAUGGGUAUGCAUUCAGUAACACCAUGUACAAGAGAGGGCCUCUGCUGGACCAGGGGGCAGCUGUGGCUGCCUUUAAGCAAACUGUUAGCCGACAUGUAGAUAGAAACUAUGAAGCACACAAUAAAACACAGGGCAAGAAAUAUGCCAAAUGCAAGUAUGAAUUCGUGGCAAGAAACAACAGUGAGCUUUCUGUCCUGAAAGAAGAGAUUGUGGAGAUUCUGGAUGACAGAAAGCAGUGGUGGAAGGUUCAGAACAAAAGUGGCAGCACAGGCUUUGUGCCAAACAACAUUUUGGACCCUCUGAGGAGCACAGAAGGAGGUCAGGGAUGGCCAGAGCCUGCCUACACCCGCACCAUCCAGAAACAAAGGACGGACUACGCGGCGAAACAGCCGGACGCGGUGCCCGCCACGCCGUCGCCGCCCCCCACGCCAGCCCCGGUGCCCGUGGCCGUGCCCCUGCCCCCCAGUGCCCCUGCUCCCAUCCCAGUGCCCGUGCCCAAGGCUCCGGCCACCGUCAGCCGCCAGAGCAGCACCUCCAGCGACAGCGGCAGCGGCGUGGCCCGAGACUCCCAGCGGCAGAAGCAGAUCCCUGUCGAUCGCAGGAAAUCCCAGAUGGAGGAGGUGCAGGAUGAGCUGGUUCACCGGCUCACCAUCGGCAGGAGCGCUGCCCAGAGGAAAUUCCACGUGCCCCGGCCAAACAUCCCCGUGGUGAACAUCACCUACGACUCCUCCCCCGAGGAUGUGAAAGCCUGGCUGCAGUCCAAGGGCUUCAACCCUGUGACUGUGAACAGCCUCGGGGUGCUGACAGGGGCUCAGCUUUUCUCCCUCAAUAAAGAGGAACUGAGGACUGUUUGCCCAGAAGGGUCAAGAGUCUACAUCCAAAUCACGGUACAGAAAUCUGCCUUGGAGGCUAGCAGUGGCAGUUCAGAACUGCAAGAAAUUAUGAGAAGACGGCAAGAAAAAAUCAGUGCAGCUGCCACAGAUUCAGGUGUGGAGUCCUUUGAUGAAGGAAGCAGCCACUAAAUGUGUUUCCUCUUUUCUUUAAUUCCAUUGCCCAUUAGCAUUAAACCAUCCAGCUUUGCUUUAGGAAGCAGUGAGGGGAAAUGUCUUAUUGUAUUGUAAACGUAACAACCUCAAGAAAAUUUACUGUAGUACCCACAGAAGCACCUGCUGCUGGCUCCUCAUCAGGAAAAAAAUGAACAGGUGAGAAAUGCAGAGGAGAUUCCUGGCAGGUGCAAAUAUUGGUACACCAUGCAUUUACACCCAGAGAUGAGUCUUGGCUUGAUGGAAUGAACGUGAUGGAGAAAUUGGAGCACAUCUUUGUUGGUGAUUCAUCUGAGGGAAGCUGAGCCAGCAAUAAAAAAAGCAUUUGAGCCCUUCAGUAAUAAUAAGAUUGUGAAUCCCAUCUCUUGCUGCACUGUGCAGUUCUGUCUCUUUUGGCUCAGUUUUUCUUGUCAGGCAUUUGGCUGCAGGAUGUUUACUUAAGUUGUCGACUGCAGCAAAUGUAGAGGAAAUGUUGAGGGAAUGAACAGCAGCCCAACAUAGACUGAACCUUUCCUGCAUCACUCCCAAGAUGUUUUAUUACUAAUGAUGCUGUUUAUAGCAAAAUAAUAUUCUGUACAUUGAUUUUAUCCAUAUUUCACCCACCAUGAACUAUAAUAUUGCACAAGAAGGAGUAACUAGAAAAUAGUAACACAACCCAGCUCAGAGAGGUGAUGAGAUUUGCUGUAGCCAUGCAACAACUCACAGUACUUUUUUUUUUUUUUUUUUAAUAUAAUUGCAUUUUUUUGUCUGUAACUUAACCCAUCAAAAAGAACAGUGUAUAAUCUCGAUUUCUCUGUGUGUUGGUCCCAGAUAUCAGUUUUUCCUCAUGCAAAAAGCCUUUGUAAUUUCCUUUAUAAAUGUAAUCUUUUGGAAAAAGUGGAUUCCUGAAGGCAAAACAGGGGAAAAAAGAAAAGAGAAACAUCCCUUCCAGAAAAUGUUAUUUUUGGAGAUGCAAUGAUUUUUGUCACAAAAUGUUCUGUUUCACAUGGUCAUGUGAUUUUAUAUAUAAUAUAUGUAUUAUAUAUAAUAUAUAAUAUCACUUAAUUUAGACAAAUUUAAUCAUCUAGUUUGAUUAAGUUUCAUAGUGCCUUUUUCACAUGAAUCAGCUUAAAGUCUGCAAUAAACAGUAUUUCUUGUCUGUUAAA